Messenger RNA from Pezoporus flaviventris, 1241 nucleotides. RefSeq names its product canopy FGF signaling regulator 3 (gene CNPY3). The transcript is spliced from 8 exons. The record is from RefSeq and is a predicted model, not a curated record. Gene Ontology annotation, cellular component: endomembrane system. NCBI's taxonomy places the organism in Eukaryota, Metazoa, Chordata, Aves, Psittaciformes, Psittacidae. Gene Ontology annotation, molecular function: signaling receptor binding. The coding region runs from base 107 to 1234 and encodes 375 amino acids.
GUACCACUGCUGCUGGAGGGGACGCAGGCGGUGCCAUUGCAGGGGAGGCGGGGAACAGCAGCCAGUCCCCGCAGCCCGGGCGGCCGCCCCGCCGCGAUGCCAGGUGAUGGGCCGUGGUUGGGGGCUGAACCCUCGGCAGCCCGCUGCGGCUGCCAUGGAGGUGCCCUGGGUGCUGGUGGCUGCCGCUCUGCUCCUGCUGUUGCCCUCUGGCAGGGCUGCUGGGCCGCUGCCCACCCUGGCCCCACCGCUGAGCAUGGAGGUGGCCGGGCAGCACCGGCGGCUGGUGGUCUGCGUGGUGAGCGAGCUGACCCCUGGCUCCGGCCAUGCCGUCUGGAUCUCCGGUGGGAAUGGCAGCAUCCUGCAGUCGUUUUCCUACGGGGCCUCCCAGGAGGACGGUGGAACCAUCUGCACUGUCUCCCUCCUCCCUGAUGACCUCCCAGCUGAGGGGGAUCUCGCCUGCCAUGUGGGGCCCACCACGACCUCCCCGGCCCAGAGCUCCAGCCCCAUCCCCAUCACGGGCAAUGAAGAGGUGGCAGAGCUGUGUCCCAGCAACAUGGCUGUGUGCAAGUACGUGGCAGUGGAGCUGAAAUCUGCUUUCGAGGAGACCGGCAAGACCAAGGAAGUGAUUGACACCAAGUACGGCUUCCUGGACGGGAAGGGCGCUGCCGUCAAGUACACACAGUCGGACAUCCGGUUAAUCGAGGUGACAGAGAACAUCUGCAAGCGGCUCUUGGAUUACAACCUGCACAAGGAGCGGAGCGGCAGCAACAGGUUUGCAAAGGGCAUGUCAGAGACCUUCGAGACCCUGCACAACCUGGUGCACAAGGGCGUCAAGGUGGUGAUGGACAUCCCCUAUGAGCUGUGGAACGAGACCUCCGCCGAGGUGGCUGACCUCAAAAAGCAGUGCGAUGUGCUGGUGGAGGAGUACGAAGACGUGAUCGAGGACUGGUACAGGCACCACCAGGCAGAGGACCUUUCCCAGUUCCUUUGUGCCAACCACGUGUUGAAAGGGAAGGACACAAGCUGCCUGGCAGAGAAGUGGACUGGCAAGAAGGGCGACUUGGCAAGCGUGGGGGAGAGGCAGGGCAAGAAAAAGAGCGGGAAGAAGAAGAAGAAGGGCCGGAAGGAUGAGAGCGAGGGAGCUGAUGGCCUCCCACCCACAGGGGAAGCCCCGGAGGAGAGCGGGGUGCAGGAGGAGGCUCCGCUCACCCACAGCCCAUCCGACGAGCUGUAGGGAUGCA